Messenger RNA from [Torrubiella] hemipterigena, 618 nucleotides. The record is from the annotation of a GenBank genome assembly. NCBI's taxonomy places the organism in Eukaryota, Fungi, Ascomycota, Sordariomycetes, Hypocreales, Clavicipitaceae.
AUGUUCGCCAACGUUUUCUUCGCCACAGCCCUUCUUCUCGGUGUCGCCACGGCAUCCCCUCUUAGUGAAGAUCCCCUCCAGGGCCGCACCUUUGAGCCCAUUGAGUGGGAAGUCCAGGCCACACCCGGCGGCGAGAUGAUCAAGAUGAACGGCACCGUCGAGGCCGUCCACGAGCAGCUGCUUGCCAUCAACCCCAACUACGAGGCCGAGUUUGCUGCACUCGAAAUAGAGACUCCUGCCGCGGAGGAGGAACACGCCCUCGCGAAGCGAACCGACUUCAGCACCUCCAAGCUCAACUGCUUCGGCCGCUGGCGCGGUGCCACCACCAAGGAGGUCCAGGAUGGCAUAAACUACCUACGCAAGGUUCCUGGACGUCCUACCAACGGCCCUGGUCCCGGAAAUUGCGGUCGUGUGAGCUGCUCUUGGAACGCUGCCAUUUCCUGGUGCAACGAUACUCCUAACCCCAAGACACUUGCCAGCUACGGCUCCAUUGCCGACGGAGCCGCCUGGAUCAAGGCCUACUGCCUCUCUGGUGGCGACUUUGCUUUCACCGCCGGCCAGAUCUUCCACCCAACUGGCUGGAACGUGAUUGUCUACAACUCUGGUCCUUGCAAAUAA